UAGCAAAAAAUGUGAACUUUGAAAAUCCAACCUAGUAUACUUGCCUGACUUUUGAUUCUUUAAUUCGUAAGUGAUAAGCCAGAAAAAAAUCUGGGAUAGUAAAGUUGAUUGAGAAUCUGUAAAUAUUUAUUUCUGAAUUUCCUUUUCCUUUUCCAUAUUCAAGUCUGUUUUAAUGGAGAUAAACAGAGAAGAUUAUAAAUCAGACCCGAAAGUUGUGGAGUCAGGUAAUGUCGGAGAAGCAACAUCUUCAGCAUCGUCAUCGGUUUUGAAGUCGACCCUUUUGUUAGAAAAUGUUGGGGAUGUAGUUCUCACUCUCAAUUCUGAUGGGCUGUCUUUGGAAUUUCUUGGUUCCUCGUAUAAUGACGGAUCAAUAACUUCUGGAAUUAAACCUGUUCAAAAAUUUGUAAAUGAGAUCAGAUUUUCUGAUGUGUAUGGUGUGGAGUUCAUAAACUAUGGUUUUAUUAAUGUUUCACGUCAAUCCGAAGCUGAACAGUGUUUUCAGGGUCAUGCCUCUCAUGGAUCUGAGAUGUAUCGCUUUACAGUGCACAGCUUCCAAAAGUCUCGAGGCCAGCCUUGUCUUUGGGUCCUUGCCGGGUACAGUUUUGGUCACAAGGAUUUGCAGACAUGUCAGACAUGGGUUGAUCGAAUUAACGCUUCUCUGAACUUAGAAAUAGGGAGACCAAAGAAUCUUCUGGUUUUCAUUCAUCCAAUGAGUGGCAAAGCCAGUGGACGUAGAACCUGGGAAAUGGUGGCUCCCAUAUUCUCGCGUGCUAAUGUAAAAACAAAGGUGAUUGUGACAGAGAGGGCAGGACAUGCAUUUGAUGUGAUGGCAUCUGCUGCAAACAACGAACUUAAAUCAUAUAAUGGUGUUAUAGCUGUUGGCGGUGAUGGUUUCUUCAAUGAGAUCCUCAAUGGGUUUCUUUUAUCUAGACAUAAAGCUCCUCGGCCACCAUCCCCUUCAGAUAUUGUUCAUUCUGAUCAGAGUAGUGGCAGUGGUUUGUUUCGCAAUCCAAAUGAGAGAGUUACUGAAGCUACUUGUCAAAAUGAAGACCAUUCUCCCCUUUUAUCAAAUUCAGUUUAUAAUGGAAUGAGACAAGCCUAUUUCAGAACAGAAGAUGGUACUUGCAACAUAGGUCAAGAUUUUGAGUUUCCCCUUCCAGGUGAACAGUUUAGAUUUGGAAUCAUUCCUGCUGGCUCAACCGAUGCUAUUGUGAUGUGUACAACUGGAACUCGAGAUCCUAUAACAUCUGCAUUGAACAUUGUCCUUGGAAAAAAGGUGUGCCUUGAUAUAGCUCAAGUUGUGAGAUGGAAAACAACAACAGCGUCUGAUAUCGAACCUUAUGUACGCUAUGCAGCUUCUUUUGCUGGGUAUGGGUUUUAUGGAGAUGUCAUUGCUGAAAGUGAAAAAUAUCGCUGGAUGGGCCCCAAACGUUAUGAUUACGCUGGAACAAAAGUGUUUUUGAGACACAGCUCAUAUGAAGCAGAAGUAGCAUACAUAGAAACUGAAUCCGAAAAAACAAAUCCAACUGUUGAGAAUGAUCAACUGUUUAGUGGGCUAAGAAAAAGGCAGGGUCCUAAAAAAUCAGAAAGAGUAGUUUGCCGCACAAACUGUGGUGUCUGCAGCACGAAAUCAGAUUAUAUGUCCAAGAGAAGUCCCUGUUCAACACCUUAUUCAUCUUUGGGUGAAACUAGAUGGCAGAGAUCUAAAGGUAAAUUUCUUAGUGUUGGUGCUGCCAUUAUUUCCAACAGAAAUGAAAGAGCACCCGAUGGUUUGGUGGCCGAUGCACAUCUUUCAGAUGGUUUUCUUCAUCUUUUAAUGAUUAGAGACUGCCCUCAUGCUUUAUAUUUAUGGCACCUUACCCAGCUUGCAAAGAGAGGAGGACAGCCCCUCAAUUUUGAAUUUGUGGAGCAUCACAAGACGCCAGCUUUUACGUUUACUUCUUUUGGCAAGCAGAGUGUCUGGAAUUUGGAUGGUGAGCUCUUCCAAGCACACCAGCUUUCUGCACAAGUAUUUCGAGGCCUUGUUAGCUUGUUUGCAUCCGGCCCGGAAGUUUAGCAGGACACUAUUCAGAUGGCUCUCUUGCUACAUAAUUGACUUGCUGGACGACUUGAAGCGCAUCCCAACCAGUCGGCCUGACAGCAUAGCUUUGGAAAUGUCUGGCAUCAACUUAGGCCAGAGGUGGUGGUUUUUAGCCCACCAUAUUGUAUCGCAGGUCAAAAAAAAAACUAUAGGAUUGCAAUAGGAUACAGGGAAAUCUCCACGUAGCAAAGGAACCUGCAAUAAAACAGGUAGGUGUGUAUAGAGGUUGAAUACCAUGUAAUAACCACAGUUCCACAUGGUAAUCUUAUAAUUAAUUAAAAAUUAUAUUGUAUUU
Messenger RNA from Populus euphratica (Euphrates poplar), 2375 nucleotides. It is a transcript of the gene ACD5, whose product is annotated as Diacylglycerol kinase family protein. Gene Ontology annotation, molecular function: ceramide kinase activity. Gene Ontology annotation, biological process: ceramide metabolic process; phosphorylation. The transcript has 13 exons. The record is from RefSeq and is a predicted model, not a curated record. Lineage: Eukaryota; Viridiplantae; Streptophyta; Magnoliopsida; Malpighiales; Salicaceae. Bases 173 to 2056 code for a protein of 627 amino acids.